Molecule: messenger RNA, 1281 nt
Organism: Neopelma chrysocephalum (saffron-crested tyrant-manakin)
Lineage: Eukaryota; Metazoa; Chordata; Aves; Passeriformes; Pipridae
Gene: NPRL2
Product: NPR2 like, GATOR1 complex subunit
Exons: 11
Coding region: 30-1166 (378 amino acids)
Biological process (GO): positive regulation of autophagy; cellular response to amino acid starvation; negative regulation of TORC1 signaling
Cellular component (GO): vacuolar membrane; GATOR1 complex
Molecular function (GO): GTPase activator activity
Source: RefSeq, a predicted model, not a curated record
GGGGUCGGGUCGUUCGCUGCGGUGCCGCCAUGGGCGGGCGGAUCGAGUGCGUGUUCUUCAGCGAGUUCCACCCCACGCUGGGGCCCAAGAUCACCUACCAGGUCCCUGAGGAUUUCAUCUCCCGGGAGCUGUUCGACACCAUCCAGGUGUACGUGAUCACGAAGCCCGAGCUGCAGAACAAGCUGAUCACUGUGACAGCCAUGGAGAAGAAGCUGAUCGGCUGCCCCGUGUGCAUCGAACACAAGAAGUACAGCAGGAACGCUCUGCUCUUCAACCUGGGCUUCGUGUGCGACGCCAGAGCCAAGGCCUGUGCCCUGGAGCCCAUUGUGAAGAAGCUGGCUGGCUACCUCACCACCCUCGAGCUGGAAAGUGGCUUCAUCUCCAACGAGGAGAGUAAACAGAAGCUGGUCCCCAUCAUGACCAUCCUGCUGGAGGAGCUGAAUGCCAAAGGGAAGUGCACCCUGCCCAUAGAUGAGUCCAACACCAUCCACCUGAAGGUGAUCGAGCAGCGCCCGGACCCCCCCAUCGUGCAGGAGUACGAUGUCCCCGUCUUCACCCAAGACAAGGAUGACUUCUUCAACUCCCAGUGGGAUCUCACCACGCAGCAGAUCUUGCCCUACAUAGACGGCUUUCGGCACGUCCAGAAGAUUUCCGCGGAAGCCGACGUGGAGCUGAACCUGGUGCGGAUCGCCGUGCAGAACCUGCUGUACUAUGGGGUUGUCACGCUUGUCUCCAUACUCCAGUACUCCAAUGUCUACUGCACCACUCCGAAGGUCCAGGACCUGGUGGAUGACAAGUGUCUCCAGGAAGAGUGUCUGUCCUACGUCACCAAGCAAGGGCACAAGCGAGCCAGCCUCAGGGAUGUCUUCCAGCUGUACUGUGGGCUGAGCCCUGGCACCACUGUGAGAGACCUCAUCUCCCGCUACACCGUGCAGCUCCAGAGGGUGGAUGAGAGGAGGCUUAUCCAGUUUGGUUUGAUGAAGGGCCUUAUCCGGAGGCUCCAGAAAUACCCCGUAAAGGUCACGCGGGACGAGCGGAGCCACCCGGCCCGGCUGUACACAGGCUGCCACAGCUACGACGAGAUCUGCUGCAAGACCGGCAUGAGUUACAAGGAGCUGGAUGAGCGCCUGGAGAACGACCCCAACAUCAUCGUGUGCUGGAAGUGACGGCGGGGGCGGCCCGCACCAGAACCCGCGUGUCCCCCAUGUCCCCCCAAGCCGCGCGUGUCCCCCGUGGGUCCCCCGUGGGUCCCCCGUUCCUCCGCGCCGCCAGGGGGCAGCA